AGGUCGAGUGCAGCGCAGUGGUGGGUUUCCCGUGAGCGGCGGACUGACAGCAGCGAAAACGAGAGCGUCAAUCUGCUUUAGACACGGCGAAGGAACAGGCAGCCGGAGACAGGCUGCAGCCCGGCGGCACUGCGGCGCCUUCUCACUGAUGGAGGAAGAACAUGGUGCUUCAUUCAGCGGCUACUGGCUGAUACACCGCGGCUUCCAUUUUCCAUAGGAAAAAAAAAGAAAAACACACGGCUGGAGGAGAAACCGACGAGUGCGAGCAUGAAUCCAGCGGAGCAGACGGUGACAUGGCUCAUCACGCUCGGGGUCUUGGAGUCGCCCAAAAAGACGGUGUCGGACCCCGACGGGUUUCUGCAGAGCGCGCUAAAGGACGGGGUCGUGCUGUGCCGGUUACUGGAGCGCCUGCGCCCGGGCUCCACCGAGAAAAUUUUUCACGACCCCAAAAGCGACAGCGAGUGCCUGAGCAACAUAAAGGAGUUUCUGAAGGGCUGCGCUGCGUUUCGUGUCGAGCCGUUUGAGCCUACUGACCUACUCCAAGGCCAGAAUUUUAGCAAAGUCCUCACUACACUGGUUGCACUGAACAAAGUGACUGCAGAUAUCGGCGUUGGCAGUGACUCUGUAUGCACGCGCCACUCUUCUGCCCACCGCAUCAAGUCUUUCGAAUCCCUGGUGUCCCAGACCUCACUGGGCCGAUCAUCUAAACUGCUCCAUAACCAGUUCCGAAGCCUGGAUAUGACCGAGAACAGUAACGCCCAGUUGGUGGUGAAAGCUCGCUUCAACUUCCAGCAGACCAAUGAGGAUGAGCUCUCCUUCAACAAGGGUGACAUCAUUAAUGUCACCCGCACGGAGGAGGGGGGAUGGUGGGAGGGUUCCCUCAAUGGAAAGACAGGAUGGUUUCCAAGCAACUACGUCAGAGAGGUCAAAGGUUGUGGCAAGUACAAACAAGUCUCUCCCAAAUCUGGAACACUUAAAAGUCCCCCGAAAGGCUUUGAUACAACUGCUCUCAGCAAGACAUACUACAACCUGGUGCUACAAAACAUUUUAGAAACAGAAACGGAGUACUCGAAGGAUCUUCAGAAUCUACUGUCAAUCUACCUGAGACCACUACAGAACACAGAGAAACUUAGCCCUGCAGAUAUCAGUGUCAUUCUGGGGAACCUGGAGGAAAUCAGCACCUUCCAGCAAACCCUUGUCCAGUCACUGGAGGACUGCACCAAACUACCUGAGCUGCAGCAGAAAGUAGGAGGCUUCUUCCUGAACCUCAUGCCCAAAAUGAGAGCUCUGUAUAUGGGUUAUUGCUCCAACCAUCCAUCAGCUGUCAACAUUCUGACUGAUCACAGUGAGGAUCUAGGAGAGUUUAUGGAGGGGAGAGGGGCCAGUUCUCCAGGCAUCAUCACUCUGACGACAGGCCUUAGCAAACCUUUCAUGAGACUAGACAAAUACCCUACACUGCUGAAAGAGCUAGAGAGACACAUGGAGGAAGGUCACCCAGAUCGGACAGAAAUUCAGAAGUGUAUGACUGCAUUCAAGAAUCUUUCUGCCCAGUGUCAGGAGGUGCGGAAGCGUAAGGAGCUGGAGCUUCAGAUUCUCACUGAGUCCAUUCGGCUGUGGGAGGGGGAGGACAUCAAGACUCUGGGCUCUGUGCUCUACAUGAGUCAGGCCAUGGUACAGAACCAUGGUUGUGAGGAGAGGAACGAACGUUAUCUUAUGCUCUUCCCACAUGUUCUACUUAUUCUCUCGGCUAGCCCAAGAAUGAGUGGCUUCAUCUACCAGGGCAAGCUACCUUUGAGCGGCAUGACAGUAACUCCAUUAGAGGACUGUGAAAGCCACAAAAAUGCUUUUGAGCUCUCGGGAAGCAUGUUUGAAAGGCUGCAGGUUGUCUGCUUUAACAAGCAGGAUCAGCAGGACUGGCUGGAGCACCUGAACCGUCAGACCAAACACACCACCAUGACAGCGCCCAGCAUGAAGCCUCUCACAGUGCCCUGCCACACGCUCCCAUCUCACCCUCUUACACCGUCCAGACACGCAGAGAGCCGGGGACUGACUGUGGCUCCUGCCUACCACACCCUCCCCCACCCCUCCUCUCAUGGAGCCCCGCACAGCACCAUGAUGUGGGGUCCCCUGGAGCCGCCCAAAACCCAGAAGCCUUGGAGCCUUAGCUGCCUGCGACCUGCGCCUCCACUCAGACCAUCAGCUGCACUUUGCUAUAAAGAGGACCUCAGUAAAAGUCCUAAAAGUAUGAAGAAGCUGCUACCGAAGCGAAAGCCUGAGAGGAAGCCGUCUGAUGAGGAGUUUGCACUGAGGAAGAGUACUGUAGCUUUGGAGGAAGAUGCUCAGAUCCUGAAAGUGAUCGAAGCCUACUGUACGAGUGCCAAAACCAGACAGACUCUAAACUCAACAUGGCAGGGUACUGACCUGAUGCAUAACCACGUGUUGGAUCAGUCCAGCGUGGACUCUCUGGGUCGCCGCAGCAGCAUUUCACGGCCUGAGGCCACAUCGGAUCUAUCAGAAGACUCGGACUAUGACAGUAUAUGGACAGCCCAUUCUUACAGGAUGGGCUCCGUUACCCGACAGCGGCGAGACACUGCUCCAGCACUGAUCGUUCCGGCUGAGGAGAAAAUGAUUGUGGAGGAGAUGAAGAGCAACGGGCAGACAGUUAUGGAGGAGAAGACUCUGGUAGAUGUUGUUUAUGCUCUGAGAGAUGAAGUGCAAGAGCUUAAACAGGACAAUAAGAAAAUGAAACGAUCUCUUGAAGAGGAGCAGAGAGCUCGCAAAGACUUGGAAAGGAUUGUACGGAAAGUUUUAAAGAAUAUGAAUGACCCCUCCUGGGAUGAGACCAAUUUAUGAGAUCGCUAUGACUUGUUUUUAUAUCUGUACGUGUUUCACUGUGUGACUGAUUUUGAAAACAAAUUUGAUGGGUUGAUGAUGAUGAUGAUGAUGAUGAUGAUUUAUUUUUAUUAUUAUUAUUAUUAUUAUUAUUAUUAUUAAUUUUUAAAGACUGAUUUCUUUGAUUUCAAAUAUAUGAUUUGUGGGGCUUGGUCAAGUUUCACAUAUCUAUAAUAUGACUCACUGUUGACUCCUCAUGAAACCUUUCAGGUACUGAGGUACGUGCCCCCCCCCUUCUUUGCUCAUGCUGAAUUAUUUUUUAUUUAUUUAUUAUUUUUGAUCACAGAGAGAAAUCGAAAUCUUAUAGCAUGAAGUCUCAUCAGAUUUAUCAUAUACUCCAGCAUUAUUUAUUUCUGAGAACACUACCUAAUUAAAGCAUUCCAAUGUUAUGCUUUGUUAUUUUCAUAACCAAUUAACAAUCAGUGAUGUAGAAAUGGAUGUGUUAAUGCAUUUUUUGUGAUUUCUAUUUAGUUUCUAAUAGAAAUUCAAGUUAUUUCUGAAGGGCAGAAUUUACCAGCGUUCCUUUUUAACAUGAUUUCAAUAUGAUUUGAUUGAAUUAACUGAAACACUGUUGUACUGUUGAAUGAAUACAUAAUACUUAGUUGUUGAACUGUUGAAUCAUAGAAUCAUGCAAAUUGUAAGCUGAAAUAUUUUGAAGAUUCUUUUUUUAACCCUUAAAUCUGUAGUCACCUUCUAAGAGACCAUGCAACCUCAUGACUAACAUGACCAAGCAAUUUUACGCUGGGAGAGAACUUAUUGUGUUACAGUUUUACCCUAAUAGGAGGUGAAUUGUCCUCUCAGUCUUUAGAUCUCCCUGGUGGUGGUAUAGUAAGAAGCCUAAAGGAACCAUCCCUGGUUCACUUUAGCUUCUGCAAUGAAACAGGAGAAGUCUUUGUAUUUUACUAUUCUGCAUUAUUUUAAUUGUGAACGUUUAUUCAGAAAUACUACAUACGGUACCACUGUUGUACAGAAACAUGUACAUUGUGAAUAGCAGAGAGAUAUGGGCCUCAGCAAUUGUUCUUUUUUCCCUUUGUUAUCCACAAAAUAAGCUGCAGUUUUGCACAUAAUGACUUAUUCAGUUAUAUUUCAAAGCAAGUCUCAUGCUGACAACUUAAAUAUAGAUAUGAAUCAAAUGUCACAUUGAAUAACAAACAAAUCUUUGGUGACAGUUUUGUGAAUAUUUGUGUUGACCUUGCUUCAACUUGCCAUAUUUUUAACAUGUGGAAAAUUCAAUUUUGCCAUGCCCUGUAUGUUGUAGUGUAGUUGCACUAGAGCAUGUAAAGACAAGACAAAUGCAAAAUCCUUAUUUAUGGACUGAUCUUUCUGUAAGUGCUCACUGAGGACUGUGAUCUGCAUCUAACUGACUUUCCUACAAGAAUAACCUCAUCAGAACUCUGUAGGUAUUCAUUAAGGAGUCUCCUUGACCUCCAGAUGGCUGCCCUUGUACAAUGUUGCCAAUGUUACCACAAAUUAAUUAUGUAAAUAAA
Colossoma macropomum (tambaqui) is the source of this 4379-nucleotide messenger RNA. It is a transcript of the gene arhgef7a, whose product is annotated as Rho guanine nucleotide exchange factor (GEF) 7a. Gene Ontology annotation, biological process: intracellular signal transduction. The record is from RefSeq and is a predicted model, not a curated record. Lineage: Eukaryota; Metazoa; Chordata; Actinopteri; Characiformes; Serrasalmidae. The transcript has 22 exons. The coding region runs from base 268 to 2853 and encodes 861 amino acids. Gene Ontology annotation, molecular function: protein binding; guanyl-nucleotide exchange factor activity.